ACCCUUGGGAAGCCGCAUAUCCCUCUCCUCCAGAAUACGUUUUCUUAAGGACUUGAUUCUUCUCUUUCUUUUCUCUUUAAGGAACAUCCAGAGACUAUCCUUAAACCCUUGAGAAGCCGCAUAUCCCUCUCCUCCAGAACACGUUUUCUUAAGGACAUGAUUCUUCUCUUUCUUUUAUCUUGAAGGAACGAAUUUAGGAACUAGGAAUCCCUCUAACAGUGCAAUAUAUGAAGGAAAAUUUCAGAGUUGCUGCUGCUGUUUCCUCCUAAAUUCGCGACUUGUCUGCAGUGUGAGUGUGUUCUUUUCCAAUUUUUUCUGGUGGAUUUCCCUAACUCUUUCUCCGUCUCUGCUCGAUUUCCAUAGACACCAGUUUCCAACUCCUCAACAAAAGACUUCGAGCAGGAGAAAGCAGUACUGAUCUUCAGGUUCUACUCUUGAUCUUAUCCUGGUUCCACCCCUGCCCAAUUAACAACUGAGGAGAAGCAGUGCUGAUUGUCAGGGUUCAACAUGUCAAUCCCUCCAAACUCCCGGUUGAGAGGAUGCGCUGUAUACUUUCCACAGCCCAUGAGUGAAAAUGACGAACGUGCAGUUCAAUUUUUGGAUGAACAUGUUUACUACUUCAAUUGCCGUGUACCGCAAGAACCUCUGGCUGAUAUUGAAUACAGGAACAGUAGCAGGGACUUAGACAUUUGCUGCCAUGUAUUUCGUUGGGAUGUCACCCCCUAUGAGCAGGUAUUUGAAAAUGGAUUCAGUGCAAGGCGUCAAGAAGGCACUUCAGACGACAUUUUCUUCAAUUUGGAUCACUAUGUACACCAUGGCGGUAGGCCUCUCAAUUCCACCAGGGCAACAACACAUGCGUUUUGAAGCACCACGAUUAGUAGUGGUUGGCAUCCUCAACUGCCCACCCCUGGGACUGAGCGUCAAGUGUAUCAUUACGAGAUUUAUGCUCAUGGUGGCAUUUUGGUUAGAGAUACUCUUCGUGAUUGUUAUCAAUAUCGUUCACAAGACGAAGUUUGCUUUGUUGCUGGCAUCGCUCCUCAAUACAUUCGCUCUGCUCAAUUAUUGAGGCUUGUCCGUAAUAACAGUUGAUUGUGUGAACAUUCCACUUCUUAAAAUGAGGCGCGCGGCCAUCAGGCCGCUUUUUGGUGGAGUUCACGACGAUGGUAAAGUUCGAAACUCCAACCACCUCACCCAAGCACUUAAGGUUUGGGAUCGAAUCAUUGGGCCACAAGGUCCGGUUCUUGGUAAUUUUUUGAUUGUUAUAACUUUAUCUGUUGAAGAAUAUUAUUGGUGUGAAUUUUGUUAAUUUUUAUAAUCUAUUAGAUAUUUUAUACCUUUUUGUAACUAGGUUUAGCUUUUUUGCUAUUUGUUCCUACGUUUCUGGCAAAAAAAGAAAAAAAAAAAAAACUUGUUUGCUACUAGUUGCUAUCUAUGAUAACAUUGGGAAGCUAUUAUUCUCACCCAAACAUAACCGAAGUCGUAAUAGGC
Messenger RNA from Rubroshorea leprosula, 1488 nucleotides. The record is from the annotation of a GenBank genome assembly. NCBI's taxonomy places the organism in Eukaryota, Viridiplantae, Streptophyta, Magnoliopsida, Malvales, Dipterocarpaceae.